Molecule: messenger RNA, 11324 nt
Organism: Coturnix japonica (Japanese quail)
Lineage: Eukaryota; Metazoa; Chordata; Aves; Galliformes; Phasianidae
Gene: CHRM2
Product: cholinergic receptor muscarinic 2
Biological process (GO): adenylate cyclase-inhibiting G protein-coupled acetylcholine receptor signaling pathway; G protein-coupled receptor signaling pathway, coupled to cyclic nucleotide second messenger; regulation of smooth muscle contraction
Cellular component (GO): synapse; plasma membrane; dendrite
Molecular function (GO): G protein-coupled serotonin receptor activity; G protein-coupled acetylcholine receptor activity
Source: RefSeq, a predicted model, not a curated record
UUGCAGCUAAUCGAGCCCACUUGGCGCUCACACACCCACACACAGCACACAGCACCCGGACCCACAGCCGCACAGCCACCAGCACUGUGAGAUGCUUACCUGGGCGCCCGGAUCCCCUCCUUGCUGCCAACCCUCAUGAAGAUAUGGAAGAGAAAGAUAAAGCGUCUGCCUGCGGGCGCUGAUGCGCGCAGCUCGCAUGCUCUGCCGCCAGAGCCGGGGCCACUCCGCAGCCGCCGCUCUCAAAGAGCCGCUUGCAGCGGGAUGGGAUGCAACUUCUGGUGAUUGGAUCACAGGCUUAAGUGAUAAUUGAGUUUCUUGUUAGAAGCACAGAAAUGAAUAACUCAACGUACAUAAACUCUUCCUCUGAAAAUGUAAUAGCUCUGGAGAGCCCCUAUAAAACUAUUGAAGUGGUCUUCAUCGUCUUGGUGGCAGGGUCCCUCAGCUUAGUUACCAUAAUUGGGAACAUCCUGGUCAUGGUGUCAAUCAAAGUCAACAGGCACCUGCAGACUGUCAACAACUAUUUCCUGUUCAGCUUGGCCUGUGCUGACUUGAUCAUAGGCAUCUUUUCCAUGAACCUAUAUACCCUCUACACUGUGAUAGGCUACUGGCCCUUAGGGCCUGUGGUAUGUGACCUCUGGCUGGCUCUUGACUAUGUGGUCAGCAACGCCUCUGUGAUGAACCUCCUUAUCAUCAGCUUUGACAGAUACUUUUGUGUCACCAAGCCUUUGACAUACCCUGUAAAGCGGACCACUAAGAUGGCAGGCAUGAUGAUUGCAGCUGCAUGGGUUCUCUCCUUCAUACUGUGGGCCCCUGCAAUUCUCUUCUGGCAGUUCAUUGUAGGGGGGAGGACUGUUCCCGACAAGGAUUGCUACAUCCAGUUUCUUUCCAAUCCUGCUGUCACUUUUGGCACUGCCAUCGCAGCUUUCUACUUACCUGUUAUAAUCAUGACUGUUCUUUACUGGCAAAUCUCUCGAGCCAGCAAGAGUCGGAUAAAGAAAGGGAAAAAGGAAGCUGCCCAAAACCAGGAUCCAGUUUCCCCCAGCCUUGUCCAAGGUAAAAUAGUGAAACCAAACAAUAACAACAUCCCAACUAGUUCAGAUGGGCUGGAACAUAACAAAAUACAAAAUGGAAAAACCACUGGAGAGAGUGUGAUGGAAAACUGUGUUCAAGGGGAGGAGAAGGACAGCUCAAAUGACUCCACCUCAGUGAGUGUGGUCCCUUCCAAUGUAAAAGAGGAUGAAGCUGCCAAAGAUGCCAGCCAGACUUCUGCCUCCCAAGACCAUCUCAGAGUGGAGAACUCCAAGCUGACUUGCAUCAGGAUAGCAACCAAGUCUCAAAAAGGUGACUGCUGUGCUCCCACCAACACCACUGUGGAGAUUGUAGGCACCAAUGGGGAUGAGAAGCAGAAUAGUGUAGCCCGGAAAAUUGUCAAGAUGACGAAGCAGCCAGCCAAAAAGAAACCACCACCUUCUAGAGAGAAAAAAGUGACAAGGACCAUUCUAGCCAUCCUCCUAGCCUUCAUCAUCACCUGGACCCCAUACAAUGUUAUGGUGCUCAUCAACAGCUUCUGUGCAUCCUGCAUCCCUGGUACUGUAUGGACCAUAGGUUAUUGGCUUUGUUACAUCAACAGCACCAUCAACCCUGCUUGUUAUGCACUCUGCAAUGCCACAUUCAAGAAGACCUUUAAGCACCUUCUUAUGUGUCACUACAAGAAUAUAGGAGCAACAAGGUAAAUAAAUAAAUAAAUAAGAAAAUAAUUGAAAACGCGAAGAAGUUCCAAACUAAAUUAUAAAACAAACAAACAAAAAUGCCAUAGCACUUUACGCUCUACUAUGGAAUGUGCAAUCAAAGACAUUAGAGGAAAUACUGAGAUGGAGCAUCAACUCCACCCCUGUGAACUCCACUAAAGAUUUUUUUAUUAUUAUUAUUUUUAUUUUAAUCACUGACAAUAACUCUUGAGGACAUGCGUAAGUUUUGAGGAGUUAUUCAAUUAUUUGGACUGGAGGCACAGUUCCUUACUUUCUGAGAGUAUUCUGAAGAAGGGCUUUAGAAUCUUUGUUUGUUGUGGGUUUUUUUGUCACUAUAUCUACCUUUUUUUUUUUUUUUUUUUUUUUUUUUUCCUCUGUGUGUUUCAAAUGUCUCCAUCUAGGGAAGAACAAUAAGGGAACUCUAAAAAUAAUGAUAUGGAAGAGACAUGGGGGCUUGAAAGAACUUUACAUAAUCCAAAUGAUAGCAGGUUUCCACGGCUCAAGGUUGUCUAAUGCUUUUUGUUUGUGUAAUGUGAGAAACGUAAUGUUAUGUAAAACAUGAUGAAAAUUAUUUUAUGUUAUUUAUAACACUCUCAUUUCCAAAACUGCAUCAUUUAUGGAAGUGUAUUUUUACUCAACAUGUAACCAUGGCCUAACAUUUAUCAGUCUAAGUUCACCACUUAGCCCUUUCUAGGGGCAUUUUUCCCACAGUCCCUGCACAAAGUCAAAAUAAAAGCCUUUUCAGCUUGCUACAUCCCAGAUGUGUUUCAGCAUUCAUGCAAGCCAAAGCUCUUGAGACAAUUUUGUGUACUUUGUUCAUCAUAUAAAAUCCACCUGUGAAUUUUUUUUACUUCCACCCACCUUUUUUUCCCUUUUGUACCUUAGCUUUCUAAGGCACAAGAACUGAAUAUCAAAAGAAGUUGUAAAUUCAAAGGUCUCAUCAAAUCAGCCACCAUGGUGGUCAAAUGAAGAGCCUCAGCUGAAAACAAGAAAUGAGCUCAUUACCAGGAAAAUAGAGGUUAUGCCCUUUUAAAGUUAGAUAUACAGUAGAAGAAAUGUGCUGAACCACCACAGAAGAAAUAAUAGUUAACAUUAAAUGACUACGCUCUUAAUCAGACAAAAUUCUCAAUUUACUAAUUGAGGAAAAGCAUGGGAGAAACUGCUGUGCCCACAUUGAUCAUGCUCUUUCUAAGCUCUUAGUGUGAAACAAGGGUCCUACCUAGAUACAUCUUUGACAAGAUCUUUACUUCCUGGAAAAGAUUUUCAAUACUUUUCAUUUUGGGCUAGAUAGGAGCAAUAUUUUCACUGUAUGUCAAGAGAUAACACUAAUAAAAAUGCUGAGAUGAAAACAAUGAUUACUCAAAACUGGAUACCAAAAUAGUCUAGACUAGGGGCUGACAAGGCUCAAAGUUGAGUUAUUAUCUGUACCAGCUCAAAUCCAUAUUAUUUCUUCCUGGCAAAGAAUUUACUAUUUCAAUAUUUCAUAUUUAUUGUAGCAUAUCUGAGCACUGUGUGGAUAUAACAAAGAGUAUCAGAUUACUGAAAACUGAAAUUGUCUGUGAGUUUUGCAUAUUACAGUUACCCCCUUUUCCAUAACUCUUACGGGAGGUAAACCUACACAUUUUAUUACCAAAAAGCUGUUUGCUGCAUAGUCUCUUGAGAGACUGUGUUCUGGAGUGAAAGUCACCUACCAAAUAGGACACUAAACCAUUUUAUUAUUUCAUGUUUUUGUAUUAGAGUCUUCCAAAAUCCUCUUCAAAAUAAAAGCCUUCAAAUUAUACCUACAGACUUAAACUUUACAUUUGACAAGCUUACUGGAGAAGAGUAUCAAAGCACUUUAGCAAUAUGAUAAUUUUCAUGUUUCAAGGUACAAGUUUCAAGUAGAAGGGGAAAAUGAGGAUGAUUAAACUGCAGUAAAUUAAGGCCACAUUAAAUUUAGGAUGAGAAUGUCUUACUACGCAUUCACUGAUUUUACAUCUCUCAUGACUUCUUCCUGAUACAUCAAAGUGUCUCCAUGUAGCCAAAAAUCUAAUUUGGCAAACCCCACUCACAUGGAACCAUAUUUACCAUCACAGGUUUCAUCUUCCUGCUGAAAAGAAACAGUUACUCACUACUAAGUCUGGCAAAAUUGACUGAGUCUUUCAAAGCUACAUCCACUAGUCAUUUUGACGGGUCAGGGGACAGAAUUUCAUGAUCAUUUCUAUGUAAUUAAUUCUCCUAGAGUAUUAAAAGUAAAUGCAGGCAAAAGAAAAUUAAGAUUUUUUUUUUUUCUAAAUCUUACUCCUUCAGAAAAAAUGGAUAAAAGAAACAAACCUGUUCCUCUCUUUCAGCAUGUAUUUUAGGCAUCAAUAGUACAGACAUCCAAAAUGAGAUAGAAUGUAUACCAGAUGAUUAGCAUCUUGCCAUUGUGAUGCUUGUCUACAAGAAGGGAUGGAAGGAGGGUAUGGGGAACAAGAGGCCUGUCAGACUGACCUCAGUCUCACGGGAGGUCAUGCAGCAGAUCGUCUUGAGUGAAAUCGUGUGACAUGCAGAACAACCAGUGAAUCAGACCUAGUCAUCAUGGGUUCAUGAAAGGCAGGUCCUGCUUGACCAGUCUCAUCUCGAUCUAUGACCAGGUUAUCCAUUUGGUGGAUUAAGGAAAGGCUGUGGAAGAAGUCUUCCUAGACUUCAGCAAAGUCUUUGACUCUAUCUCUGCAGUAUUAUCCUGCAGUAGCUGGCAGACCAUGGUUUGGAUAGGUGUAACCUUCAAUGGAUAAAAAACAGUCUGAAUAGCCUGGGUCAGAGUGGUGGUGAAUGAAGUUAAAUCCAUUUGGCAACCAGUUACUAGUGGUAUUCUUCAGGGGUCAGUGUUGGGCAGUAUUUUCUUUUGUUGUUGUUGUUGUUUGUUUGUUUUUGUCAUUAUUGCUGUGUUUGUAACUUUAUUCAUGAUCUGGAUGAGGGAAUUGAGAGCACCCUCAAUGACGCCAUGUUGAGUGGAAGUUUUGAUUUUCCCAAGGAUAUGAAGGCCCUACACAGGGAUCAAGUCAGGCUGGAUCUCUGAGCUGAGGCCAAUAGGAUGAACUUCAAUAAGACCAGAUGCCAGGUUUUGGACUUUGAUCACAACAACCCCAUGCAGAGCUACAGGCUUGGGGCAGAUUGGUUGACAAACUGUGCAGACAAAAAAGAUACAGGGAUACUAGUCAACAGCCAGCUGAACAUGAACAAGUAGUCUGCUCAGGUGUCCAAGAAGUCCAAUGGUAUCCUGGGUUAUAUGAGAAAUAGUGUACUAACAAGGUGAACUUCCCCCUGUACUUGGCACUGGUGAGGCUGAAACUCAAUUACUGUGUUUAGUUUUGGGCUUUUCACUACAAGAAAGACAUCAAGGCCCUGGAGCAUGUCCAAAGAAGCUGAAAGCUAGCAGCAAAGAUGGUGAAGGAUCUGGAACACAAGACUUAAGAGAAGUGGCUGUGAGAACACACAUUUUUUGGUCCAAAGAAUAGGAAAAUCCAGGGAGAACUUAUCACUUUCUAGAAUGACCUGGGGAUUGACCUCCUGGGUAACAGUGAGAGAAUGAGAGGUAAUGGCCUUAAGUUGUGCCAGGAGAACAUUAGGAACAAUUUGGUGAUGCAAUGGACCAGCCUGCCCAGGGAGGUGAUGGAGUCACUGUUCCUUGAAGUUUUCAAGAAAGGAGCAGAUGUGGCAUUGAGGGACAAGAUUCAGUGGAUAUGGUGGUGAUGGGUUCACAGUUGGACUAGAUGAUUUUGUAGGUCUUUUUCAAUCUUAAUGAUUCUAUGAUUAUUUCAUCUUUUAGCUUCAGUUUUCCAUCAAGUAUGCAAAUACUUUGUUCCAAACAUGUCUGGCCACAUGAGACCCAGGAGAGCUCUUACUGCAGCCUGCCCCCUAGUCCACACUGUCAUGGUGGUGGAUCUUCGCUUCUGAGCCAUCCAGCCAAGACCCAGGCACACACACUUAGCAACAACCAAAUAUAAGCGUGUUAUUAACACUGUCAAAGCUGAACCCAGGAUAAGGGGAAGGCACAGCACAGUUCUAACUUAAGAUAAGGCAAAUAAUUUUAUACAUUUUUGACACUUUGGCUAAACACAAUCUUUUGAACAAUGAAAAAUAUGCAGCCUUGAUUUCCAUCUUGAUAAAAGAAUUUGAGAACAGGUUUCAAGACUGAAGAGAAUAUAAUCAAUUGUUAUGUAUAUUUGGACUUCAUUUUCAGUCAACAAGUACAUUACCUACAAAUUUUCAAAUAGAAUGUACAGAGUUACAAUCAGAUAUUGAACUCAAAAAUUUGAUCAUGUCUUUUCUCUAGACUUUUGUAAAACCUAUCUCACCAGAGAAAAUUAUCCCUCACUUCACAAUCACACCUCAUACAUGUCACGAUGUUUUGGCAGUAUAUACAAUUGUGAGUAACCUCCUCAAGGAUGAAGUGCAAGAGGAGCAAAAUUUCAUCAAAAAAUAACUGAUAAGCACCUUGUGAGCUCAGCAAGAAAUGCAAACACUUCCAUCAAACUUGAUAUUGAUACAUUAGUUUCACAAAAACAAAAUUAAAUACCCUACUUGUUUUAUGCUUUGUUUCUCUCUCUCUUUUUUUUUUCCUAUUUCAUUAAAAGAGAAAAUAUACGCUACAGAAACAAACAAACAAAAACACCUAAUUUUUGUUACCUAGUUACAUUAACUAUAUUCCAUAUUUUAUGUGCAACCCAAAAUAAUUCCUCUUCAGUCAGGUCCAGGGAAGACAAAAGGUUGGGCAUCCAACCUUUAUUCUGUUCUUUGAAGCUGUCACUUGUUCAUAAAUUAUGAGUUCCUCCAAUAGGUGAGGAUAUUCCUAUAUUUUAUGCCCUAUUUUGGGAGCAGUAUUAAUGAAACAACUACAAAUAACAAAAACAAAACCAAAAAAACCAGCCUUGUUUAAAGUUUUCUAGAACUGUUCCCUAAGUCACCUCCACUUUUGAUUCUAAAAGACAAAAUUAUUUUUUGGUGUGCUAUUGCACAGUUAAGGGGUUUGCAAGAAGCAUAAUCUUGUGUGUUUCCAUCUUGUUCCACAUAUAUCUAUGUUCACAGCUGUUAAAAUGGGUGAAACAAUAUGUAUGUACACACAAGAACACAAAGACACACACCAAUAUGGCUUAUAUACCUGGAAAAUAAUCAUCUAACAUUCAAGAUAUUGUAUGGGAUUGUGUCUAUGUUGUGCUAGCUGGCAGCUGGUGGGAGUUGCAGAGACAAUCUUUACUGGCCUGGAAAUAGAGAGAAUGUCAGAGCCUGCCCUGAGACCCUGGGAACAUCUCAGGUUUCUGGAUCAGUAAGACAAAACACAGUACAAUCUUUCAUGGCCACACGACAAUUUGCUCUUUUGAACAUCUCUCAAGCUCUCAUUUCUUUGAUUUGUGUUCCAAACCACAUUUACCAGGUUUCACUCUCCUGAAAGAUAGUUCUGCAAGAUGUAGAUGUUGAUCUCAAAAAGCAACUCUCCAUGGAUACCUCUUCUGGCUUCCCUGCCUGUCACCUGCGUACCAUCCAUCCCAUGGUCCCUGAUGGCCCUGCUGCAGGUGCUGCCAUGUCUUCACACAAGGGUUGGCCAGAGAAUCUCAGCAACUAUUCCAUAUGGUGUGCUGCACUACCAACUUUGAUUUCACACAAUAGUUGAGAAAACUCUGGGUGAAUCCUGAAAAAACACCAAAAACAACAGCAACAAACAACAAAAAAUACUGCACUGAGCACAUCUCAUCUCCUCUUCUUCCUCUUAAUCAUUUCCAGAAGUAGCUAAAACCAAAAAGGCUCAGUCAUUUAGAGUAGCCCUGCUGCAGCAGGUCUGUACCAUUAGCAGCACACGGUGGGUGAUUCACUCUUUCACAGGCCAUCCUACCUUCACUCUUCAAGGAGUGGACAACAGCUUGGUUAUAUGUCAGUCUGACUGGCACAUUCCUUAGUAUUAAAGAUAUCUGUGGUUAAAUAUGUAUAUAUAGAAAUUAUUAUUAUUAUUAUUAUUAUUUUAAUUUAAGAAGAGAAAGAAAGAAUCUGAAACAAUAUUCAGAAGUCUGUUUUCCAUUUAGUACAAAAUCGGAGGAAAACUUGUCAGUAUUAUGUCUGAAAUUUUCAUUUUAUGUAUCAGAAAUCAUGAGGGUUCAUUUGGAGACGAGUGUUAGAACACUGCCUGAUGAAAAAUAGUCUAAAAUCAACCAACACAUAUACGUGAGUCAAAUUCCUUCCUUCCUUCCUUUUUUUCUUCCUUCCUUCCUUCCUGCCUGCCUGCCUCCCUUCCUUGCUUUCUCCCUUCCUCCCUUCCUUUCCUCCUUCUCCCUUUUCUCUCUUUCUUUAACUCUUUCUUUCCCUAUCUUUCUUUCCUUUCUUCAGCCUCACAAAUGUUCAUGGGUAUGAGUGUGUUCAAAUGGACUCCAGAGAUCAGUUAUGUGUCAUCCACAAAGUGUAAAGAAGUCAAAAGCAACAACUGAAUACAUCAGCUCUCUGUUUUAUGGCCGUCCACUCAUUUUUGAGACCUCAGGGUGUACCAGUUGCUACCUGUCAUCCCAUAUGUUCCAGCUGUAACAGAGGCAGAAGUAGAUGCACCCUAUUAUUUUGUUUGUUCAUUUCAUCUCCUCAUGGAUUUGAAUGUUUUCUUUGUCUUCUUUUCAGUGGGGCUUGCUAGUAAACUCACAGCCUCCUGCCCUACUAUUUAUUAAUUUUACCCCUACGCUUCAUUCCUGCUGACAGAGCACCUGAUCUCUCCAGUGGUGCUAAGGUGAUACAAUUAAAAUUCUUUACCUGAGUUAUCAGCACCUUGCCCUGCCACUUCUGUUACCCAAAACAAUUGCUGGUACUGGCUCUGCAGGACCAAGUUGCUAAACCAUCCUUACAGCCACGUUAUGCUGCAAGGAUGGCAUGAUACAUUUGGUGGAAGUCAGGAAACAUGCUGCUAAGAUUUUAUUUCCUUCCUUCCCCUUACAAAAAUUCCUAAAUAUAUUUACUUUUUACUAAACAAGGAGCUUCCCGUGUGAAGUCAAACUUAGGAAAGAAAACAAGAAUGGGAAAAGAGCCUUUGGGUGCAGGUAUUUUCAGAAAGGAAGUAGGAUAAGAAUCUAGUAGUCUCCAAUGUUCUAAAAGCCCUCCUCUUGGUUGGCUCUGUAUUCACAAAUGACAGCAAGGCAAGCAUUUGUAGAAAUUGAGCAGCUGAAAAGAUGUAGGCCUUUUUCCCCCCUGGGUCUACAGAUACUUUAUAAAACUUGUCUAGAGGCACUCACUGGAGACAACAUCCCAUUUAUUUUUCCCACAAAAUCGUGAACAGCUCCACACUUCUAAGAAAACUUUCUUUUUUAAUUUAUAGAAAAUCUUUCCCUGAAAGAAGCUGAUAGAUGGUGCCUAAUUUGCUGUGGCUUCUUUUCUUGUUUCUCUGCCUGUCUUUCCUCUUUUGCCACAGGCUUGACAAAAAGCUUUUUUCCUCCUUCACUUUAAGAAUUAUCUGUAACCUGUAUUUUAGCUACAGGUAUGCAGUUUCUCUUGCUUUUCAGGCACUGUGAAUGUUGGUAUUCAAAAUCCUUAAGUCUACAGAAAAUACUGUCUUCUCACCUCUGCUGAAUACAAAAUACUGCAUGGAGUAAGAAGUUUCAUAAAUCUAUUCUUCAGUGGUUUUAAUUUGGAACAAAGAAAAUUCUUCAUGUGAAAUGAAAUCAAAUUUCUUCUUCCCCAGUUUUAUUCUGUCCACAUGGGAAACAACAGUACAUGAUGGUAAAGAGUGAGUGUUCCUUCAGGGGACUAUCAAGCAGCAACAUGCACACAUUUAUUUUAUGUCAUGGGCAAUGGUAAGGCAGUCUUCCCUUCCCAUGGUUGCCCUUUUGUUCCUAGUCUUACUAGUAUUCAGUGAAAACCUAUAGUAAAGAAAGUAAUUGUAACAGGGUUGAGAUGGACAUCAAUCAUUUACCACAACCAAUGUAAUUAUUUCUCUCUUUUUUUUUCUUUUUUUUUUUUAGUGUUGUUGUUGUUGCUGCUGUUCCUUCAUUUGCUAUGGCCUCUUCUUCUACAUUAUGGAACUAGCAGAUGAAAUGAGCAUAUCAGUUCUCCCAAACCUUCAGUAUACUGGGUAGAUUUGUUAGAGGUAUUUCAUUAAAUAAGUAAUGGAAUAAAUGGCGGGAGGAAAGUACAUGUUUUUUCCCCUCCCAAAAUUUUGCCUGAAAAAGUCCACUGGGUUGCUACUUUUUUUCCCCAUCUUUGUAUUAUAUGUUAGGGUUGCCGUUUCUGUUUGUUUUGUUUUGGUUUUUUGGGUUUUUUUUUUUGUUUUUUUUUUGUUUUUUUUCUUUUAAGUGUUCUAGAGUACUUGCAAAAAAGCACACAGAAACACCAUAAGUUGCCCCAGAGUGUUCUGACUCUCUAGGAAAACCAGCUAUGGAUAGUGUGUGAGGAAGAAUGUUUAAGGUAUUUAUUAUCAUAGUCUUUGAAAUGAAUUACUUCUUUGAGUAUUUAACCUUUGGUUUGGUUCAUCUGGCAGCUCUGAAGAAAGCACAGGGGCAUAGGCUUAGCAUGCCCUAACUUUGUAAAGAGAAGGACAGGUCGAUGUUCAGUUGCCUUUUUUCUCCUCUUCUGGAUCAUGUAGGCUGCAGGAGUAGGGGAGGAAUUUCUUUCCCCAUUAGUUCUGUCCCUGCACUUUUACUCCAAAGAUAGCCAUUCUUUGAAGUACAAAUCAGUUGUAACAGUAUUAUUAAUAAAACCUAUACGGGGUAUACCAUGGUUGCCAAUAUAUGGACUUUUGCAUAACUUUCCCUUAAUACUGGUGCCACUUUGUAGAGGUGGUUGGUAAAUUAGAGAUUAGGAGUUUGUAAAUACCUUUAGAUAGUGUGUUUUAACAUUACCAGCAGUAUAUCUUGACAAUGUACAGAAAUAACACAGUAUGUGUAGCACUAAAUUAAGUUAUAAUGUAAAUAUGUCUACAAUUAAUAUCCAGUUAUCUUCAAGCUCUAUGUACAAGGAAGAACCUCAUCUCUUCUUGAGACUUUUUCUAGCUUAAUGGUAUGGAAAAUCUGUUAUCCAUUUAUAUAUAUAUAUAUGAAACAAAUUGCAUUCUUUUCUUCAAAAUAAAUUCUGAAAAAAAGGAAAGGAAUGCAUUACAUGAAUAUAAUAUCAAAAAUCCUAUCGUAGGACUGAGAACUGUAGCUCUUACAAGUUGGGGACUGGUCAAAUUCUUGAUGCUGUAAAUUUGAUCUCAUAAAGAAGAAAAGCACAAGUUUAUGGUUAGCAUUGUAAAGCUGACCCAUUUGAUUAUAUAUAAAUUAUAGAUAUAUAUUUAUAUAUUCUGUAUAUGAUAUAUACAUAUUAUACACAAUAUUCAUACGGUGAAAGUAAAGUUUGAUAAAGUCAUAUUAACUGGGAAUUUUGAUGUAAUGUUAUGUUCUGUUUGGGAAAGAACACCUGUCUUAUUCAGCAACAUUCAAAAAUUAUAUGCAGAAUAAAGGAAGAAGGUGCUUCAUGCGAUGUGGGUUUGAAAUUACACAAGUAAAUUACAUGCAAUAUAUGUGUAUGUACUUCUGCUAAGCUGUACCCCUAGUUAAAGCAUUGCAUUAAACAACAAAUUAUAACAAUAAUAAAAGUGUUUUUCAUAUGUGG